Linnemannia hyalina is the source of this 414-nucleotide messenger RNA. NCBI's taxonomy places the organism in Eukaryota, Fungi, Mortierellomycota, Mortierellomycetes, Mortierellales, Mortierellaceae. The record is from the annotation of a GenBank genome assembly.
AUGGAGCAAUUGAGGUUGUUGAGUGUAGUUGACAAGUCGUUCAAGAUGACGGGAUCGCGAGGCAGCCGGAGGACGAGUGUUAGUGAAGAAGAUCAGCAGAGUCAACUAUCAGGAGGAGAGAAGAGCCAAUGGCCAAAACCAAAACCACAGACGAAAUCGUUGUCGGUGUCGGUGGUGCCAUACAUCCAGAGACUGUGCUCGAAUGUGCAACCGGCAAACAACCUGGCUGUUGUUGAGGAUGGGCGACUUCCUCAACAAAAGUUUGUGCAUUACCUGGACGACCCCAAGGGCCAGUUUCUGGGUAAAUAUGACCGACUUUUGAGCUAUGCGAGCAACAUUCUUUGUAUAAGCCCUGAGCAUCUUGAGAGGGAAGUGCAGUUUAUUGAGGAACUCAUUAUUGUCGAUCGGAAGUGA